Molecule: messenger RNA, 186 nt
Organism: Penicillium cosmopolitanum
Lineage: Eukaryota; Fungi; Ascomycota; Eurotiomycetes; Eurotiales; Aspergillaceae
Exons: 1
Coding region: 1-186 (61 amino acids)
Source: RefSeq, a predicted model, not a curated record
AUGGCCCCCAACGGACCGGACGGCGAAAGAAAGCCUCAAGACGCCCGACGACCGAAAAUCAAAGAUGCCCAGAAACCGAAGGGAGGUGUUGUCAACAGGGAGCCCAGAAGCGAGUGCAGUGGCUAUGGAGAGCGGGGGUGUAAAGAAAGGGAGAAACAAGAGGGAGAUAGAGCGAGAGAGAUAUAG